UGGUUAGGAACGUGGUGUAAACAGUUAUCAACAUGGCCCCGGGAGCGACAGUCACAAAUGGUUCAAUUCAUAUAAAUGGGAAUGUAAAUGGAAAAGUAUGUCCGCGAAACGGACAUAAAACAAAUGGAACACAUCAUAAGCCAUCCGCAAGUGACUGGAAAAGAACAUGGUGGGAAUCGUUUGAGGAGACCCCAUUGUACGCAGCAAUAUGGACAUACCUUGGCUACGGUUUACUAGUUUUAGUCGGUCACAUCAGAGAUUUCUUCCGAAACAUUGGUCUAGAGAGACAAAAAUCAUGUACAGAACCAAAGCUUCCGGGCUUUGUACCACUAUAUCAAAGUUGGGAGAGUUUCUACACUCGAAACCUCUACCGUCGUAUUCGAGACUGUUGGAAUCGGCCAAUAUGCAGUGUUGCGGGUGCGUACAUGGACAUAAUGGAUCGAAAGACUUCAGAUAAUGGCUGGAACUUUGAGUUAACAGACAAAACACACCAUGUGAUGAAUUUUGGUUCAUAUAAUUAUCUCGGGUUUGCGGAAAAUAAAGGUCCAUGUAAAGAUGCCGUAGAAGCUGUGACACACAAGUACGGCACUGCAGCCUGUGGUAGCAGACAAGAAUUAGGAUACCUGGAUAUUCACAGAGAAUUAGAUGAACUUGUUGCUCAAUAUUUGGGUGUGGAAGCCGCCAUGACAGUACCCAUGGGCUUUGCUACCAACUCCAUGAAUAUGCCUUGUCUUGUUUCAAAAGGAAGUUUGAUAUUCAGUGACGAAUUAAAUCAUGCGUCUUUAGUUCUCGGUAGUCGUUUGACAGGUGCAACAAUACGUACAUACAAACAUAACGAUAUGGUAGAUUUAGAAAAAAAAUUACGAGCAGCUGUUGUGCACGGUCAGCCAAGAAAUCACAGACCAUGGAAAAAAAUUCUCAUAGUUGUUGAAGGUGUUUACAGUAUGGAAGGAUCAGUUGUGUGUUUACCAGAAGUUUUAAGAUUAAAAAAGAAAUACAAGACUUACAUAUAUUUAGACGAGGCACAUAGUGUGGGAGCUAUGGGCCCGAGGGGCCGUGGAGUAGUGGAUUAUUUUGGAAUUGACCCCAAAGAAAUAGAUAUUAUGAUGGGAACAUUUACUAAAAGUUUCGGUUCUGCUGGGGGUUAUAUUGGGGGUACAAAGAAAUUAAUAAACCACUUACGAUGUCACUCACAUGCGGCUAUAUACAGUCCAACAAUGCAGCCACCGGUUGCUCAACAAAUUAUUACAUCAAUGAGAAUUAUCAUGGGCCUUGACGGCACUAACGAAGGCUUUAGACGUAUUCAACAGUUAAAAGACAAUGUCCGCUAUUUUCGACGUAGACUCCAUGAAAAAGGUUUUAUAAUCUACGGAAAUAAAGACUCCCCCGUGGUGCCUCUACUCAUCUAUUACCCGUCGAAAGUUGGUGCAUUUAGCCGAGAGUGUUUGAAGCGUGGCCUUGGCACAGUAGUGGUUGGAUUUCCGGCAACACCCAUUAUAGAAUCUCGUGCAAGAUUCUGUCUUUCAGCAGCUCACACACGGGAAACUGUAGAUAAGGCUUUGGCAAUUAUAGAUGAGGUUGGGGACCUUCUGAAAUUGAAGUAUUCUCGACUAGAAUUACCACAGUGGUGCGAGGAUGACAAAAAUGCUAAUAACAUCAUACAACAUUAGAGUGAUAGACAGAAUUAAAUAGACAUUAUGUUUAUCAACAAACAAGGUUGUGCUGCAUUACAUUCCAAGUGGUGUACAGUUCAGGUUACUGUUGAAAUUACACGUUUCCAGUAUUCAACAAAAUUUCAUCAGUUCGCUCGAAAAUGGAAGUAGGACAGCUCACUAGGCUUUUUUAAACUAAAACCUGCAAAACAAGUUGCUCGGAUACAGAAUUUGGACUACAAAAUUUUGUUCAAUACAAUUACAUCCAAAACGUACCCUGUAAACUUGUAUACAAAAUUGUGUGAUUUGAAUUUAUCAUAUUUCAGGAAAGGAAGAAGGUUGAACUUCUAUUGAGGAACAUGUCAAAUUAAUGGUUUCCUUGAGAAAUAAGUUGUUAUUGAAAUGAAGAUGUAAAUAUUUCUCUCAACUUUUGAUACAAUUUGAUGAGUUUCUUUAACAAAAUUAGAAAAUUACAGGGUAUAACAUUUUUGAUAAAGUGUUAAACUAUUGCAGAUUUCAUUUACAUUCCAUUUUGGAUAAUCAGGUCUAUUUAUGAAUUGGAGUCACUUUUUUUAGGGAUUUACAGGUGAUAUUAAUGUACUUACAAUUUUGGCAGUUAUAUUAUUCAGUUACGGUACUUAGUAAAUGAUGUUUUCUUUUUUUAGCUCACCUGAGCAAU
Molecule: messenger RNA, 2331 nt
Organism: Mercenaria mercenaria
Lineage: Eukaryota; Metazoa; Mollusca; Bivalvia; Venerida; Veneridae
Product: serine palmitoyltransferase 2-like
Exons: 13
Coding region: 33-1670 (545 amino acids)
Biological process (GO): ceramide biosynthetic process; sphingosine biosynthetic process
Cellular component (GO): serine palmitoyltransferase complex
Molecular function (GO): pyridoxal phosphate binding; serine C-palmitoyltransferase activity
Source: RefSeq, a predicted model, not a curated record